AUGGAUCGUCGUCAACAAGAAAUUGAAGAGAAACUCAUAGAGGAAGAAACUGCUCGAAGAGUGGAAGAGCUUGUGGCUAAACGAGUAGAAGAAGAGUUGGAGAAAAGGAAGGAUGAGAUUGAACGGGAGGUUCUCCGCAGGGUGGAGGAGGCUAAGCGCAUCAUGGAAAAACAGUUGCUCGAAGAACUCGAGCGACAGCGACAAGCUGAACUUGCAGCACAAAAAGCCAGAGAGGAAGAAGAGCGUGCAAAGCGUGAGGAACUAGAGCGAAUACUAGAAGAGAAUAAUCGAAAAAUUGCAGAAGCACAAGCUAAACUGGCUGAAGAACAAUUGAAAAUUGUUGAAGAACAAAGAAAGAUUCAUGAGGAGAGGAUGAAACUAGAACAAGAGAGACAACGUCAGCAAAAGGAAGAGCAAAAAAUUAUCCUGGGCAAAGGAAAGUCUAGGCCAAAACUGUCCUUCUCACUAAAAAGCCAGGAUUAAAUUGCAACUCUGAACGCUUAAAAGAAAAAAUGAAACAAACAAAAAACCCAUCAACAAAAAAGGAAAACAGAAAAAACUUUGUAUGGUAGCUUCAUGUUGAAGUGUUGUUUUUUUUUUUUUUUUUCCUUUUUUUUUUUUUUUUUUUUUUUUUGUCUUUUUUGAAAGUCUGGAAAGUUAGCUUGUUCUAAUAGGGGCUGUGCUCUGCAAUUCUUAAUUUUUUUAAACUUCCAUUAAAUUAAACCCUUAUCAGAUCAUUGUCGCCUUUUAGAGGGUAAUGUAUUCCCAACAAUUUUGUUUCUGUAUUAGUGGUCUGAAGCAGAUCAGGUCACUUUAUGAAUUGUGGAUGAUCUGAUAAGGUUUUACUGACCUACUCAUCAGAGUUUGAUAAUUGACAGAACUUUAUACUGGGUAUUGCUGACUUUUCUUUUUUUUUUUUAAAGUCAGUAAAUACAUGAGUAAAUUGCCAUAGUAUUACUGGACCUCUGUGGUUUCUUGUUAAAUCAGUGUCUGAUGAUACUGUCCCAUUGUUGCGCUUGAUGUUCCUGAUACAGGUAAGGAAAUAGUUUGUCAUUUCUGCUAUGAAUACAUAGAGAGAGUUCAGUAUUGUCUCUGUUAGGUUUGUUUUUAUUACAUUGACAGCGUUCAACCAGCGUUCCCCAUUGUGUAAAUAAACCAAUUUGCUGAAUAAAGUGAAAGUCUUAAAUUCAUA
Molecule: messenger RNA, 1192 nt
Organism: Opisthocomus hoazin
Lineage: Eukaryota; Metazoa; Chordata; Aves; Opisthocomiformes; Opisthocomidae
Source: RefSeq, a predicted model, not a curated record